This is a messenger RNA of Malania oleifera, 2824 nucleotides long. Its product is annotated as protein TPX2. The transcript has 21 exons. The record is from RefSeq and is a predicted model, not a curated record. Gene Ontology annotation, molecular function: microtubule binding; protein kinase activator activity. Gene Ontology annotation, cellular component: nuclear microtubule; mitotic spindle. Gene Ontology annotation, biological process: mitotic spindle assembly; activation of protein kinase activity; regulation of mitotic spindle organization. NCBI's taxonomy places the organism in Eukaryota, Viridiplantae, Streptophyta, Magnoliopsida, Santalales, Ximeniaceae. Bases 190 to 2568 code for a protein of 792 amino acids.
ACCGUAUUCUCUCCAGAGGAAACACUACUCUCACCCCAAAUCUCCCCCCCCCCCCCCAAAUUCCCUCUCUUCUUUCUCUCUCCAAAUCCUCUCUCUCUCUCUCUCUCUCUCUCUCUCUCUCUCUCUCUCUCCAAACCCUCUCUGUUUCUCUCUUUCUACUGCAACUGCAAUCUCGGAGAGUGGGGAUCAAUGGCGUUGAUAGAAGACUCCAGCGGCAUGAUGAUUGAUGAGGCAUACGAGUUCUCGGCGCCUCGAUUCUUUGAUUUCAUCGAUGGGGAGUCCGAGGAGGAUGUGCGCAAGGCGGAGCUUUGGUUCCAGACCGCCCUCAGCUACGCUCCUUCCCCUUGUAUGCCUAAGAUCAAGGCUGGGAGAUCUGUGAAUAUUGAAGGCUUAUGUGAUUUUAGUAAAGCAGACGACCAAUUCCAAAAGUCAUCUGAAUCAUCAGGUUCAACGGCUAAUAAUAGUCCCUCCAAAACCAAGCCCCAGACCGAGCCCACGAAAACUGAUAUAGUGGAACAAGGAAAGAGCACUGGCAAGACGAAAAUAGAAGACAGUGCCAAUGUGGUUUCUGCCGAGGAAGAUAAGAAGGAUGUCUGCACUCAGGAAAAUGGAAGUGUUUUAACGGGAAGAGUUUCCUCAACUGUGAAGAUUGAUGUGGCUAAUGAUACGAAGAGCACCUCUUCUGUCAAAGAAGGAUUAGAGGCAUGCACUCCAAAAUUGCCGGCGGUUUCACAGAAGAGAAACCCACUACCAACUGAUUCAAAGAAACAAGAGGCAGCCAGAAGGAUAGCGAGUUCUGUUAAAAAUCCAUCAGCCCUGAAGCCGAAAAAACAGUUAUCACAAGUCAAAGGCAUCAAACCAGCCAUUGUGAAUAGAGAUAACAAUGCAAAAAAUACUGCUGGCACUCCAAACUUGGCUCAAGAGAACCAGGCAAUUAAGCGACAGAAGCUGGAAGGAGGAAGAUCUAGACAGAUUCUUAAUGUCAAACCUCAAAAUUUUCCCCACAAAUCAAGAAUGGGUCGAAUGGGCAGCUCUUCCAGUAGUCUAUGCCCGUCAACUGCUAAGACCCGUAAAGAGGACAGAAAGGUUUAUGUUCGAGAACCAGCAGUUCCAUUUAUUUCAAUGGCAGAAAUGAUGAAGAAGUUCCAAUCGAGUACGAGAGAUGUAUCACUGCCUCGCAUGAACAAUUCUCUUUCACAUGAUGAUGCUGCUUCUAUUAUGCAGAGCAAGCCCAAACUAACAUUGACGAGGCCUAAGGAACCUGAACUUGAAACAGCUCAACGCGUUCGUUCCACUAGGGUAAAGAGUUCUGCUGAGCUUGAGGAAGAGAUGAUGGCCAAAAUUCCCAAAUUUAAAGCUCGACCAUUGAAUAAGAAGAUUCUCGAAGCCCCGACUUUACCUUCGCUACCAAGAACUACACCCCAACUACCAGAGUUUCAGGAAUUUCAUUUAGAAACAACAGCAAGGGCCAACCAGAAUGCAGAAACAUCCACAGUUGCAUCAACAGAAGCUUCUCGUCAGAAUCAAUGGAAACCUCAUCUGACUGAACCUAAAACCCCUCUACUGCAGACAUCAUUGAGAGCGCGUCCACCCAGAGUAAAGAGUACUUCUGAACUUGAGCAGGAGGAACUUGAAAAAGUUCCAAAAUUUAAGGCUCGGCCUUUAAAUAAGAGGAUAUUUGAAAGUAGAGGAGAUUUGGGGAUGUUUUCAAACACAAAACAGCAUGUGACCAUACCUCAAGAAUUCCAUUUUGCAACAGAUGAAAGAAUUCCACAGCCAAUAACUGUAGCUGAUAUUUUUGACAAGCUUUCAUUGAAUUCAGAAUCUCGUCAUAGCAUUCAGAUUCCAAGAACUACGAUGCCAAAUCCAUUCCACCUCCACACUGAUGAAAGGGGAGCAGAGAAAGAAAAGAAAUUUGUUAUGGACGUCAUGCAGAAACAGUUGGAAGAAGAAAGAGCUAGGAUCCCCAAGGCCACUCCCUAUCCGUACACCACUGAUUAUCCAGUGGUUCCCCCAAAACCAGAACCCAAGCAAUGCACCAAACCAGAACCUUUCCAAUUGGAGAGUCUGGUGAGGCAUGAAGAGGAAAUGCAGAGGGAAAUGGAAGAAAGGCAGAGAAUGGAGAGAGAAAAAGCCCAGAUGAGGAUGUUUAGGGCACAACCUAUUUUGAAAGACUUCUUCUGCAGGGACCCAAUUCCAGUUCCAGAUUUAGUACGCAAACCCCUCACUCAGGUUCAAGAAUUUAACCUCCAUGUCGAUCAUAGAGCUGUAGAUAGAGCAGAAUUCGACAAAAAGAUCAAGGAGAAAGAAUUGAUGUAUAAGCGAUACAGAGAGGAGACUGAGUCCGCAAAGAUGAUUGAGGAAGAGAAAGCAUUAAAGCAGUUGAGGAGGACAAUGGUGCCGCAUGCAAGACCAGUGCCUAAUUUUGGCCAUCCUUUCCUCCCACAAAAGUCAACUAAGGAAACAACCAAAGCAAAGUCUCCAAAUUUGAGGGUAAAAAGGAGAGAGAGGAGAAAAGCGAUGGGCACUUUCACUGCAGCAUCCAGUGCCGCUGCUCAAAUGAGAUGACCUUCUCUAUCUGAUGAUAUCUUCUGUAGCAUAAAUUUUUAUGGGCAGCAGCAGUGGGCCGGGGUUCAAGAGCUCUUGAACCUCUAAUUUUAUAGGGUUUCGUGAGAGCUCUUUGGUGGUUCAAUUAGAUUGUUAUCAUUCCUCACUCAAAAUUCUUUCAUGUAAAGUUGUCUUAACUAUGAAUCAAAUGUCCAUCAUUUAUUUGUCUCUAGUGUCCUAGACAAAUAAAAAAUAAAAUUUCAAAUUUGAAAAAUAA